This is a messenger RNA of Darwinula stevensoni, 2126 nucleotides long. Lineage: Eukaryota; Metazoa; Arthropoda; Ostracoda; Podocopida; Darwinulidae. The record is from the annotation of a GenBank genome assembly.
AUGGUCAGCCCGGCAUCAGUUUCCAACGUUCAGAAGAGGGAACAAGCGAAGGUGAUGGAGAAGAGGGGACAGAAGAGGAUCCGGUUUUCGGCUAUGGAUUCCUUGCUUCCAGCCCAAGGGAAGGCCAUCCUGAUUUCUGGUUGUGACUCUGGAUUUGGAUUGGGGUUUGCAAAACAUCUCACAGAUAAGGGUUGUGAAGUCUUUGCUGGGUGUCUUAUGAAGGACAAGAAUGGUGAAGGAUCUGAGGAGUUAUUAUCAUUGAAAAAACCAAACCUUCAUGUUAUUCAACUAGAUGUAACAUCCUCAGAACAGACAAGCAAGAGCAUGAAGGAAAUUGAAGGCAUUCUCAAUGCCAAAAAAUUGAAUCUCUGGGGUGUGGUGAAUAAUGCAGGGAUUGGCACUUAUGGUGAAGUUGAGUGGAUACCCAUCAAUGUUUAUGAGAAAAUUGCCUCCGUAAACAUUUGGGGCAUGAUUCGUCUGACCCAAGCUUGCUUGCCUCAUCUGAGAAGAUCUAAAGGUAGAGUGGUGAAUGUCAGCAGCAUGCUGGGAAGGAUGGGUUACCCAAUGCGCUCUCCAUAUUGUAUUACCAAGUUUGCUGUAGAAGCCUUUUCUGACUGCCUGAGAUAUGAAAUGAAACCUUGGGGAGUUCAUGUUGCUGCUAUGGAACCUGGCAAUUACAUAGCUGGGACAAACAUCUUCACUCCUGAGUCAGUGGAUGCAGCUGCAGGGGUGAUGUGGAACAACAUGUCAGAAGCUGUUCGUAAAGAUUAUGGGAAGGAAUAUUUUGACUCAAGGGUGAAAAAGAUGCACAGUUACAUAACAGGUGGUGUUCCAGACUUCCGUCCAGUUCUCAAUGCUCUUGAUGAUGCUCUGUUCAGCAAAAAUCCAAGACCUCGGUACCUGCCAGCAAAUUUGUAUUACACGCUUCGUGUUCUUGCAGCCACCCAUUUGCCAGAGAGCAUUUAUGAGCGUUUUUAUAAAGACAUUCAAUGAUGCUGUUUUGUUGUUUAGCCUCUCCCAUGUAUCUGGCUCAGUUAUGACUGGAAGUAAUUUUGGGGAAUGCAGCUCUCCUAAAUAUUUCAUUCUUCAGAAGUUAAUUGCCUUUUUUCUUGUUCAACCUCCAGUCGUUACUCAUUGAAUGCAUGAAGCAAGUCCAAACUUGCUCAUUGACAGCAGAAAACAUGAGGAAAUUUCAAAUUUGAGGGCUGCACAAUGGAGGUGUACUGUAGUCAUUUUGUAAUGCUUUAGUAAUGGUACAAACAGCAGGGAUAUAUGAAUGCUCAAUUUGUAAAGAGAAGGAAGUUCCCUAUUAUGAUAGUGUGCAAUAUUGAAGCCAAUGUGCUUACUUGUUUUUAGCCUGUGUGGCAUAGUUUGUUGUCUUUCUCAAAUUAUCAUUGAAUGUCUUUCUUUGCAGGCAUAGUACAAGUAGUUGUAUAUGCAUAUCACCUAAAGUGUUUCUCACCAUUCCUAACGUCAGGUUUUUCUGAUACGCUUGAAGGGAAAACUUUACGUGAUUAGGGAAAGUUAGGUACUGAGUUACUGUGACCCAAAUUGAUGGGAAGCUGCUUUCAAUUUUUCUCUGCUGAUGUAUUUUCAGGAUAGCUAGGUCCUUUGAAGUCCAUUGUGCCUUUGUGAACACUUUGUUAUUUUUUCAGCUUGUUCAGAAUGUUAGCUCCAGAUUUUCCAUAUGGUAUAGGCAUGAUUGAUCUGUACCUAAUAUAAUGUUCAGCUCAGGGUUACACGGUACAGGAAUAGGUAAAUUCCCACUUCACUCUAUUUCCAUUGAGUUGAACCAAAGACCAUCAUUCAUUGGCACCUACCGAUAAGUUUCAGUGUCUUCUUGAAAGCUUGUUCCCAGUUUUCCCAGUUUUCAGUAUACUAAAUUUCAACAUACCUUUUAAUUCAACUAUGGUGGUCAAUGUGUUAAGAAAGAUUAUCUCCAAAAAUAAAUUUUUUGGGAAUUUUGGGAAAGACUUGAGUCGUGUUGCAGAUAAAUCUUUCCAGAUGGUGACUUCCUUUUUGAAGUGUUUGUUAGUACCUGCUUUUAUGGAUUUUGACUUUAGACAGUUCUUUUCUGAAUGGUGCAUAUUUUUUGUUCCUAGUUGAAAUAAAGUGUUUAAAUCUGA